GCCAUGAAAUUCCCGAUACCUUUCCGGAACUGCAAUGGAGUCUGGAACCCGCCGAGCCUCCGAAUAAUCCCACUCUCUCGCAACCAAGUUGUCCUUUUAACGAUGUUCAUCAGUUUCCUGGUCAACCAAACGCCGCCUCUAAUACCUUUGUGGACCCACUGCUUGAAGAAUUAUUACUUCAGGAGUGCUUCCCUGACGCCGGAGUUUCAAGUACUUUCCCAGAUGUUAAUGGUCUUGGUGCUCCGGAGUACGUAGAGAACCCGACGACAUCGACCACUGCCAUAUGGCCGGCAAUGGCUUUACCAUCUCCGACGUCCAUCUGUAAAGCGUGUUUGGUCCUUCGUGAAAUAAUUCAUACCAAUGGCUUGCAAAUAUGGAAACUUCAAUUGCAUGGAAGUAUUGGAAUGAUCACUCAUGCAGUCCUAGAGAAACUCUCUUCAGACUUUUCUCUACAUUCACACUACCAAACUUUCGACUUUUGCAAGGAAAGUACCGCUACGGUAAAGCAGUAUUUGGUGAGGUAUUUCGAGGAUCGUAAACAAGAAGGAUACAUUUUGCUUCAAGACCCAUUGUGGGAGUUCUAUGAUGCUAUGAGUGUUGGUUUGGGAGGAGGGACUGAUUUUUUGGACAUUGACUCCUAUUUUGAACUACCUCCUUCAACUUCAGGUGUUAACCAACUAAUGAAUCAACCAAAUCAAAACAAUGCACCAGAGGAUGGGAAUAAGCCCCAAAAGGUCCCUCUUUCUGCUCAGAGAGAAAGAACUGGAAAGUUGAAAUUAAAAGACUUUGCAGGGUACCUUCAUCUCCCUAUAGAAGAAGCAGCAAGGAGAAUGAACAUUUGCCCUACAGUGAUGAAGAAGAUAUGCAGGAGAGAUGGGUUGGUGCGUUGGCCUUACAGAAAGGUGAGAAGCAUCCAAAGGAAAAUAGUGAACAGAUCGAAGAGCUUAUCUGCGAACGACGCGGAAGAGAGGGACCGCGCUCGUGUUGAAAUCCUAGAGCUUCAGCAACAGCUCGCCAACAUUUCUGAAGCAUUCUUUGGUUGA
This is a messenger RNA of Cuscuta europaea, 1043 nucleotides long. The record is from the annotation of a GenBank genome assembly. Lineage: Eukaryota; Viridiplantae; Streptophyta; Magnoliopsida; Solanales; Convolvulaceae.